Messenger RNA from Ectocarpus sp. CCAP 1310/34, 1002 nucleotides. Lineage: Eukaryota; Phaeophyceae; Ectocarpales; Ectocarpaceae. The record is from the annotation of a GenBank genome assembly.
AUGACCCGAGAAAGACGCCUCGAGCUACGGGAGGAAAUCCGGGAGAUGUUCAUCCACUCGUACGACGGUUACAUGAGACACGCCUUUCCCGGGGGGGAACUCCUGCCGCUUUCUUGCGGAUCGGGCGAGCUCCACCUCGUUAAGGUGCCCCUGGUUACCUUGGUGGACAGCCUGGACGCUCUGGCCAUCAUGGGCAACGCCACCGAGUUCCGGAGAGCCGUAAGGCUUGUCUCCGACGGCCUCGACGUGGAGGCAGACGCAGACGUGUCCGUGUUCGAGAGCAACAUUAGGAUUCUGGGUGGCUUGCUUUCAGCGCACCUUCUCGCGACAAACCCGGACCUCGGCCUCUACCGCAGCCACGGCGGUGGUGGCCGGUGUGUUGGAGACAACGGCAACGGUGUUCGCUUUUCCGAUAGAGGGGGGAACGCGGCUGGGGAAAGGAGUGUCGGUGGGUAUGGCCAAGACCGGGAGUCGGACGAGAAGGGGGGGUUCCGUGGACUGGACGAUGACUGGUCCGAAGAAAUCGGACACAGGGCGGAGGAGGGGGAGGGAGAGAGCGGUGAAGAGCAGUACGAUGGAGAGCUGCUGGUGCUGGCGGAGAGGCUCGGGCGACGCCUGCUGCCGGCCUUCAAAACCCCAACAGGUAGUUUAGGGGGCUGCGACGUCACUCAGCUGUCAGGAAUCCCGUAUGGCACGGUGAAUCUGAAGAGAGGCGUUCCGAAAGGAGAGACAACGAUAUCUUCCCUGGCGGGGGCCGGUUCGCUGACGGUGGAGUUUUCCGUCCUCUCCGCGCUCACGGGGGAUGGCGUUUUCGCCGAGGCGGCAGAGGGGGCCGUGAAGGCCCUCUUCGAUCGGAGAAGCGCCGCCCUCGGCCUGCUCGGAAAGCACAUCGACUCCAAGACGGGGGUCUGGACAGAGACCCAAAGCAGCAUAGGGACGAACGGCGACAGCUUUUACGAGUACUUACUGAAGAUGUACGUGCUCUGGGGGGACGUGGGGUGA